CGAGCGGAGUCCAUGCGACGGGGAGGCGUGUCCCUGCCCGGCAGAAUGACACGCCUCGCGUCCAAUGAGGGGACGGAAGCGCCAACGGGCUGUGCGUGCGGCGGCCAAUCAGCGGGCCGCGAAGUGAGAGGCGUGCCCCUCAAAUGGUCGGUGCUCAGCUGAUGUCUUCCAGUGGAGUUGUUGUUGUUGGAGAGACGGAGACCUGCAGCUGCAGUGGUGGCGGGGGAGAGCGCGGGGGCCCGGGACAUGCAACCUCCCGCCUGACUCACCAUGCCAGCUGCUGCCAUCCCCUGGCCGGUGGAGCUGGGGCUGACGGUGCUGUGCACGGCGCUGUGCUCGCUGCUCUUCCUGGCGGUGUACGCGCAGCUCUGGCUGCUCCUGCACUACAAGCAGAAGAGGCUGAGCUACCAGAGCCUGCUGCUGUUCCUGUGCCUGCUGUGGGCCGGCCUCAGGACCGUCCUCUUCUCCUUCCACCUGACCGGCGGUGCCCUGGCCGAGGACCUGCAGCCCUUUCCCCUCUGGCUGCUCUACUGCGCCCCCAUCUGCCUGCAGUUCUUCACCCUGUGUCUCCUCAACCUCUACUUCUCACAGGUAAUUUUUAAAGCCAGCUGCUCCCCAGAAUUCAAUAGAUACAAGGUUCCUCUGCAUUUCGGAUUCUUCCUGAUCAGCCUGGCCUUCCUAGUAGUGAACCUAUCCUGCAUCAUGAUCAGCAGUGGAUCCGAUGACCCCCACGGAUGGAUCGCAAUGACUAGGCUAAUAUUUAGUGACUUUCUGUUUGCUGCCUGUUCAAUAUGCCUGGCCAAUAACACCUACAGGAUUGCAAACACCUCCCCUGCGUACGUCUAUCUAGAAUCAAAGGGCACCUCGGGAAGCCAAGCAGUCGUGACGGGUUCCGUAAUCAGCGUACUCUAUAUUUUGAGAGCCUUGUACAACUUUGUAGUUUCCAUCCAGCCAGAGAACAAGCCAAGUCCUUUCAGCUAUGGCUGGAAUGGAGUCCACGAUGAGGCUGUCACAGAGAGCUUUGGGCUGGAGUAUCUCACCUUUGGCAUUUUCCUGGUAUUCUGCGAGUUCUUGCCGGUGUGCUUGAUGACUUAUUUCUUCCGUGCCAAGAAGCUGGGCCAGAACUUGGAAGCUGCUGGUAUGGUAAAUAGUCACAGCUUUGGCUCCAGAGCUUACUUCUUUGACAAUCCUAGAAGGUACGACAGCGAUGACGACUUGCCCAGAUUGGCCAAUGCCAGAGGGGAGAGAGGAAGUUUGUCAUCUACCCCAAAGUCCUCUGGAUGGUACGGAACGAUAUGCCCAACCAGUGGCUGUGCCCUCGGACCAAAUUUACUGAAUGAGCCUCCAUCAGGGACUCCUAUCCUCUUCACAUGUGGAGCGAAUACACUGGCGUGACCCUGAGGACGGGCCUGUACACCUGCACUCUUUGCUGGGACACCGUAAGCCGGGUCCAGUAGCUUUUUGUUUACGUCUGGGUUAAUGCUGCAUCUGCACAUACAUUCCGUUUUUUGAAGACUGAAACAGUCUUGGAUGCAGCUUCCCUAAGACUUGCUGAGGUACUAGAAGGUUUCAGGCGCGGAACGGCAGCUGGCGACACUCGCGUAUGUAACUUUUUGUCCUCUGCCAUGUAUGUAUUUCAUGUAGGGGAACAACUAAUCUCUACCAACUCAAGACAUUUCAGAAAGGAUAAAGGCGUUAUACCGCCGCUGAAGACAAACUCUUCACCGUGAUUGGUCUGUUUCCUAUUUAUAAUGAAGUUGCCCUAUAAUUAAUUUACUUCUAAAUAUUUUAUUAUGGGGUUGUUUUUUGUUUCUCCAUUUUUUUUUUUUUUUUUUUUUUUUCCCCCAAGAACGUCUAGGGCAGAUCUGUAAAGGAACAAACAUGGGUGCUUAUUGGUGCCAACUUACAGGGCUUUGCACAUAUGUUCUGGAUAAAAGCCCUAGACCAUAUCGGGCAGUUUAAAUACAAAGCUCCCGUCACAUCACGCACCUGACCCGUAGUGCUAGUCUGACCAGCCUCGAGUGAUCCGGCAAAGCACUCUGAUAAAUGCUGCAUUCCCGCUGCUGACUCGCGCUUUCCUGGUGCCAUUCCGCUACUGUACAGCCAGCGGAGCUGAGGCAGGUAGGACAAGAUUCCACAGGCUGCGUAAGACUACCCUUAUACUGUGAUAAUGUAUUUAUCGGGUAAAUGCGAUCUAGCCAUAAAAAGGAACUUGUGUGAAAUAUAUAAUGUAGCAUUUUAUUUAAUUAUCUUUGCAGCCAAAUCCACAUAGAUAAAGAUGUACUUUGUGACUUUCCUAAAGAAACUCUCUGCAGUUUUCUAAGUCUCUAGCAGCCAGGUCCAGAGUUCUGCAUCCAACAUGUAACGGGUGUAUGGCUCUCAGACCUCAGGGCCUAACAAAGGGGCCCAAUUUCCUGAAAACUCUACUUCUCUCUGCUCUUAUAAAAACUCUUCAAGACCACCAGCCUAUUACAAAUGUCCAUAACUACUAUUGCAGUGACCUGUGCUGAAUAUUAAUAAAGGAAUAUCAUUAUUUGGCAGCAGUAACUGCUACACGGAGUAAGGUGGAAGUUCAGGAGCAUUGGGGGUUGUAUUCUAGCAUCUGUAAGCUUUAAGCCUUUCUGCUGGGCAAUGUGGUUACAUCCUGUAUUACAAGUUGCCCUCUAAAUAAUGAACUUGGUAACUACAAAAGGCAGACGGGCGAAUCGUUGUACCUGUGCUCUUGCCUCAGGAAGCCGUUGGCUUGUGGUCUGAGUAACGGGGAUUCGGCCUUUCUGAUCUGGUCUGUAACCGAUAUAUCAACUCUGAGAAUAAGAUACCUUGUAUUGAAGGCUUUUUGGCCCAGUUCCUCUAGUAGCAUAUCUCUAGUAGCCAGUCUGUCAUUAACGUACGUUUAAUCUCAAGACUGGCCGGCUUGCCCGGGUAGCUUGUUGGACUCUUCCAGUACUGCAUGGAGCCAGUAGGGGUCAGUGUUCAGCCUGCAAUGACUUGUAGCUGGCGUAUUGCCCCUGUUGGUCGUUUCUUGACGAAUGGGCAGAACCUGGUUUGGGGUUAAUUGCACAUGGCAGUGGUCUUAAUAGUUUUGGAGACUGCUAGUGGAAGGUGCACGUCGGGACCAUCUGUGUACAGGAUUAAUGUAUAUUUAAAUGGUGGAUGACUAUAUAGGUUUAUAAACCUGCCUCGGAGUAUAAAUGCCAGUCUACAGUAUGCCCUCCAGACCAGGUUUGACUCCCAUCAGCUAAAGAAUAUCUCCACUUAUCCUAUUACACUCCUUCCAAACCUAAAAUAUCUCCAUAAUGCACAGUACUUAUUACCUGGGGUAAGGGCCCCCAAAGGGCUCAGGUGUGUGUUUUUGUUGGAUGCAACUUUUUAUACUAUUGCAGUGCCGCACAUCUUGCUUGCCUAUAUCACCACUACUAAUAUUUGGCUAUCCUGUCUAAAACGGGCCACAUGUCUCUAAAAUUAGAAGGCUAAAUUCAGAAUGUCUCUAGAUUCUUACCUGCACCUUUUUAUAAAUAAGCACAAUUAUGAAGUCUGUUCCGUGGCCAGCUACCUGAAGGUGUGUACCUGUUUGCAGCCAUUUUGUGGGCUGAACCACUGUCCGUGAACAUGCAGUCCAUUGAUUUCUAGAAACAAAUGUCCCCUGUGUUCUUGGCACAGUGGUAUCAUCCAGUCUCGCCGGGUUGGUUUAUUGGUUCAGGCCCCAAAAUGGCUGCCCUCAAUGUGUAAAUAGGUAUGCUUCAGUGCCAACGUGUUAGUGUUUAUAAACCUACAUGACGUGACCAGUGUGAGCAUUUUUGUUUGAUGGAAUUUCGUUGCUGUUUGUGUUCUCGCAAACGUUGCGUUACAAACCAAAACUGUGAACAACUUAUACUGUGCAGUACACAGAAGGGGCUGUCGCCCAUAUUAUCAGUGUAUGGGUGAGCUAGUCUGCUGCAGUGGCCAUAGUCUUACAUGUUUCUUAAUCUUGGCUAGAUAAGAUUGCUAGAGCAUAGGUCCUCAAACUCAGUCCUCAGGACCCCCAACAGUUCAUGUUUUCCAGGUAACCCAGCAGGAGCACAGCUGACUCAUUUUUAUAAAGGUCCACAGGUGAGCUAAUUAUUUCACUUGUGAUUGUGAGGAGAUCUGGAAAACAUGCACCGUGUGGGGUCCUCAGUUUGAGAACCUGUGUUCCAGAUCGUCCUUCAUGGUGCCUGUCGUGGUCUGUGUGAGGCACCCUGUCAAGUUACUAUUAUCACUGAGGCUCAGUCUCCCUCCAGUUUUUGAUGGUUCCUGAUUGAAUAUUGGGUCCACUCAUUUCAGAAUAACGACUCAAUUUUUAUUUUUUGGUGUGUGCAUAUUGAAUGUGCAAUAAUUGAUUAAUCUAGUCCACUUCAGGCAAUUGCAUGUGGCUUUUUUUUUUUUUUUUUUUUCCUCUUAAUAUAUAUUGGUCUUAGAAUGUUAAAUGUUUUAUGUGUUGGUUGAUUCUACAGUGGAGGAGGUGAUGGGAAUCUAUCAGACUGGGCAUUUGGGUUUGCACUACUGCCUGAAUCCAUACUGUUCGGUGGUCUCUCGCCCCCUUGCUAAACCCGGCUGGAAUUCUGUUCCCUUGUCACACCAGAGAAAUUAAUUGGCUACACUGGUUUUAAAAGCUGCAUUUCCCUGACGGGGGAGGGGGGGGGACAAAUGUCUCCAAUUGAUUUCAGCGUUCCACUUAGGGAGUCCAGCUCCAAUAACGCUCGUUUCCUAGCCAGAUAAUCUGUUCUAAAUCGUCCUGAUACAGUAUAACUUGCACUAAGUUUACAUCCAUAUCCUGUCAUGUGUAGCUCUAAAAAAAAAAAUUUUAUGAAAAAAAUCCUCCUAUAAUGAUUGGCUGUCUGGCCUGCACAUACAGUACUAAUUGCAAUGGGUGGCUUGUCCGCCCUCAGGCAACUUCCUCUUCCAUGCACAAUUCCGAUUCUUUGCCUUUUUGAUCAACGCAACUGUAGACUAAUGCACAAAGCUCCACGUGUCUGUCGGGCAGUGGAAAUCUCACUUUUAAACCCCGGACGUGGCAUUCAGUUCUGACCUCCAAGCUGUAACCUGUUUGCCCUACACACAGAAGGAAGCUGAGUGCCCUUACUCCAUGGGUUGAGCCCAAGGAAAUCAUCUCGCUGUGCCUCGUUCUAGUUGAUGUGAAACGGGCCUAUCUUUGUUUCAUAAUAGUAAACCUUUUUGCCAAAGAGUUACAAACAUAAAUUUGGCUUUCUUGCUAUAAAAUUUGAAGCACUUUAAAGGAAUGUGUGGGCAUGAGUGGAGUUUUUGAAAAACUAGUUUGAUCAUUAUUAGUAUAAACUAUUUUAUUUGGGGGGUGGGGGGGUUGGAGAGUUGCAUUGGCACACGUAUUUUAUAACUUUGUUUGACCCAGGGACUGCCACCAGGCAACAUUGUAAUGUUAUAAGACCCUUUUGAGCGGAGGAUUACCAAUGACUUCUAUGUGCUGGUUUUAAUCUAAAUUGGCCAAUGAAUGUAUGUAUGAAGGUCUUUUCACUAAACUUGUAAAGAAGCUUAUGUACUGAAAUAAACGUAUCUGCACUAAA
Pseudophryne corroboree (corroboree frog) is the source of this 5558-nucleotide messenger RNA. RefSeq names its product G protein-coupled receptor 137C (gene GPR137C). Gene Ontology annotation, biological process: positive regulation of TORC1 signaling. Gene Ontology annotation, cellular component: lysosomal membrane. The record is from RefSeq and is a predicted model, not a curated record. The coding region runs from base 271 to 1395 and encodes 374 amino acids. NCBI's taxonomy places the organism in Eukaryota, Metazoa, Chordata, Amphibia, Anura, Myobatrachidae. The transcript has 7 exons.